AUGGAAGUUGGACGGGAGAUACAAUCUGUCCUGCGCUGUGGGCUGUGCAACAAGCCGUUCGACAAGCACCCUGAGCCCUAUUCGGGGAUUGUGAAUCCCGAAUUAUCCAGCGAAGUCGAUCAUCUCAAUUGGGAUGAUUAUGAUACUGGCCUUGAUCUUGAUUUCACCGGCUUUGACUUUCUGGUCCCUAUGCUCCAGGCAAACGAAAAGCCAGCUGAAUAUCAGUAUCCAAUACCCACUUCACUCCCCACGGACACAGUUCAUCAUUCAACACCUUCUCCUUUUUCAGCUGGCGCAGUCCAACCCCAGCAAUUUUAUCCUCAAUCGACGAUCCCACCCCUCCCAAGCCUCCCUCGCCUUCUGAUCUAUCGACCGGAAUCAACCACCGGUGGGAAGAGAACAACAAGUCUCAUCCUGCACACCCUCAAGUCCUACCUCGUGAUGAUGCUGCGCGAGAAUACACUCCCCCCAUUUAUCCAUCCUCACUCAGCACAUUCAUCUUCCCUUCCGCCGGAUAUGCGCGCCCAGGAUAGCUACAACCCGCUAGGUAACUGCAUAUCCCUAGUUCAAACACUCAGCGCCUCCCGGGGAAAGAACAGAAAAUUAUUCUGGGGGUGUGUCCAAACCGAAUGUACCAAGAUGUGCUCAAGAGACUACCAGUCCAAGCUAAAUAGGUGGGAGCUGCUAGGCGCAAUGCAGGCGCUGUCAGUGUAUAUUCUCAUUCGGCUGGACGAGGGGGAGACCAAGGACAAUAAUUUGGAUUUUCUGUUUCUGGCUUCUGCUACUGAUGAAGGAGUAACCUGGAUGGGGUGGAUCUUCGAAGAAUCGAGACGACGGUUAUCCAUAGUCUACCGAAUCAUCAACAUGCUUGUAUACUUCGAACCCGCGGCCAGAUGCGACCUCCCAACAGAUCUAGUCCUUGCGCCACUGCCGGCAAAGAAGCCCCUCUGGGAGGCAAACGACGAAGUUGUGUGGAAGGCUGAAACCGAGAGUGCCCCCAGGCUUCAUCAGACGGCGUUUGGGAUAGCUGUGAGCGGCAGUCUAGUUAGGUUGGAUAAAGAGAAUGGCUGUCGGGAAGAUGAUGUUCUAUCUCAUAUGGCUUUGGACGCGGGGAGUGUCUCUAGGAAUCCUGCAGAUUGGGAGGAGUGGUGUUCUGGUAUGGAUGGGUUUGGGGGGCUUGUUAUGCUUGCUGCUUCGUUGGUUGUAUAG
This is a messenger RNA of Aspergillus versicolor CBS 583.65, 1209 nucleotides long. RefSeq lists its product as uncharacterized. NCBI's taxonomy places the organism in Eukaryota, Fungi, Ascomycota, Eurotiomycetes, Eurotiales, Aspergillaceae. The record is from RefSeq and is a predicted model, not a curated record. The transcript has 3 exons. The coding region runs from base 1 to 1209 and encodes 402 amino acids.